Dracunculus medinensis (Guinea worm) is the source of this 3489-nucleotide messenger RNA. Lineage: Eukaryota; Metazoa; Nematoda; Chromadorea; Rhabditida; Dracunculidae. The record is from the annotation of a GenBank genome assembly.
AUGGAUAUUAUCGCUUUUACUGUAUCAUUAAUGCUAAGUGCUUUAUCAGUUAUUCAAGUUAAUGCAGAUGAUUGCAAAGAACUUAGUUUUUCUUCGCUGACCGUGGAAUUCGAUUCCAUUUAUGUGUUGCGAAGGAUCGCUGUUAUUUCUCCAUUGACUGUGUACCAUGUAUUUAUUGAAAUUAGUGAUGAUCAAAGGAUUCGAAGUCAGCUGCGAUCAUCGAAUGGUUCACCAUUGGUAAUUUAUUCAUCGUUAACGCCUUCAGCAGCUGAGUGGCUAAAUUUGGAUGAACUUGCAAGGAGAAUUUAUGUUACACCCGUCUAUGAACUAAAUAACAAUUUGAAUAAUCCUUUAAUAAUGAUAAAUGCCUGCAAAUAUGAUACUCCAGUCUCAUAUUUUGAUGAUAAAUUAUUCACAGUGGACACAUAUAAAGCUGGAAUAGCAUCGAUGUAUGAAAACGAUCUCGAUAUUAUAUUUAGAACAUUCGAAAAUGGAAUUUUUUUAUUUUCAAUGGCUGAUCAAGGAGAUUUACUUAUCGCACAAAUCGUUGGAGGAAAAAUCCACGUGAUUUUUGAUUUUGGUUCGUUAUCACCUUUAAUAAUUUCUGGUGGUAUCGCACUGAAUGACGGCGAGUGGCAUCGAAUGAAAUGGGUUCAUCAGUUUGAUUCAGUAUUAUUGUUUAUCGAUGGAGUUAUGAUGAAUUCAACCAUUCCAACGGGAUUAUAUAGGAAAUUAGAUUUUGACAUCAAGAUUCAUAUUGCUGGUAGGCCGCCUGAUGAUAUAAGUACUGGAAUAGAAACGACAUAUCAUGGAUGCCUUGCCAAGGUCACUUUAAAUAAUGUGGAUUUAUUAGCGAAAUUGCCUGAAGACUAUAAAAGAGAUUGCCAGAUACCCAGACCACAGUUGAUGACCAUAUCAAAAGGCGGAUAUGUAUCAAUUCCUUUUUCUUUUCUACCAUUUUCUAUCGAAUUUCGUUUAUUACAAGAGAAGUCAACUGUCCUAUUAUUAAGUGAUAAUCAGAAUGACACUCUUCUUUACAUAGCUCUCGAUGAUUUCGGACAUCUGACACUUUUUGUUGAUCAGGCAAAUAUUAAACAAGUCGCCUACCCAGCGAUUCGAGUUUGUGAUGGUUCUUGGCAUACAAUGUCGUUAAUGAUAUGGGGAGCACGCUUACAUAUUGACGUUGAUAGUUUAACUGUUCUUUGGCUAGAAGGAGCAAUGGUAAAAACAAUCGCUAAAAAGCUAGCUACUUUUCACUUAUCCGCUGUUGGAUGCUAUCGUUCAGCUACUGUAUUUUUUAGAUCUGUCGAUAUCGUUGGUAAUGUCUCACUUGAUCUGUGUGAAUAUCGAGAAAAAUGUGUGCCAAAUCCGUGUGAAAAUGGCGCGAUUUGCAAACAGACUUUACUGAAUGAUUUCCAGUGUAAAUGUGAAAAAGGUUAUUAUGGAAGGCUGUGCCAUGCCAGCAGUAAUGUUCAUUCGUGUGAAGAAUAUCUAGCAAAAAACACGAAAAUUGUUAGUAAAAAUGUAACAAUUGAUAUGGAUGGUGGACAUCAGUUGGAACCUGCGUCAGUGUUGUGUUCAAGAAUUAACGAAAAUGAUCAUGCAGCGAAUAUCGUGAAAACAACUUUAUUCCAUGAUAUGAGCAUGUCCGGAAUUGUGAUUACGGGAAGUGUAGAUCCUGGAACAAUAAGAAAAAGCCUUAAAUAUGGUUUGAAUGGUGAUCAGUUAGAUCGAUUUAUUGAAGGCUUCGACGAUUGUGAACAGUAUAUGCGCUAUGAGUGUAGAGGUGGCGCAAAUUUGAUGACAUAUGGAUUGGAAAAGCGACCUUCUUCAUGGUAUGGAACAAGAAAGGGCCAACAUGGUUUACAAUGGGCUGAAGCGCCACCGUAUUCAAGAUUAUGCUCAUGUGCUUUGAAUUCAUCAUGCAUUCACGAUAGAAUGUGCAAUUGUGAUAGUGGAGAAGAUGCAGUCGACGAUGGUUAUAAUAGAUACCCACAACUGCUUCCAGUAAUGAACCUUUAUCUCGGUGGUACCACUCAAAAAUCGUCCAUUAAUGUUACGAUUGGGUCGCUUACGUGCUCUCAUCGAAGUAAACGAAUUUUGAAAAUGUUUUAUUUCUCAUCACGUUUUCCAACUCCAGUUUUCGAUGCUCUUACAUUUCUCGACAAGGAUUUUCGUCUUACCGGUUCACAGCCAUUUACGUCAACAAUUUUUGAUGUUUCAAUGCAGUUGAAGUUUUCUUAUUCGAAAAUGACAGUAUUUACAUGGGAAUCUAACAAUGGUCAGCGAUGGUUUCAACUAUACGUGGCAGGAGGAAAAUUCAUUGGUCAAGUUGUGAAUGGUGGUAAGGUUUUCGAAGUCGAGACCAAAAAUUCAUGGAACGAUAAUGUAUGGCAUUCAGUAUAUUGGGAAGUUAAUGAAUAUGAAAUGAUAUUAAUCGUAGAUGAUGAAAAAAUUUCAAGAGAAUUGCGAAUUCUUCCUCCACAUGUUUACAAUUGGAUCAUAGGAUCGAGGACUUUGCGUGGAUACUCAGGAUAUGCGGGAAUGAUUCGAAAUGUAUAUUUAUGUGGCAAGGAACUAAUCUUAGCAUCAAUAGUUCGAAAUAUUCAUGGAAAUGCCUUAAGUGGAGUAGAAAUUGGCGAAAAAGGUGCUUGCAAGCCUGAUUUCUGCUUAAACGGAGGUUUAUGCAUCGAUUAUUACGAUAGUUUCAAAUGUGACUGCAAUAAUACGCCGUUUAUCGGAUCAAAAUAUGUUGGCAUGUUAGUACCACUUGGCUCGCAAUUAUCCAUCCCCUGGCAACAUCCAGGUCAAAUAGCUUCAUGCUUUCGUAUCGCUAUACAAACUUUUUCAUCAAAUUUUUCUAUAAUUCAUUCACACGCUCUAUUUGCCGAUUCAGAAUUCAACUUAACAGUUAAUGCUGAUGGCUAUUUGGAACUAUCAGUAUUUGAUGGAUUCGUUUUUGAAAGGCAAGCAACUUGUCCUUUGCAUAAACUCAAUGAAAACAAAAUUGCUGAUAUAAAAUUUUGUGCCAACAAAACUGGUUUUCAUUUAUUGAAUGUUAAUGAUAGUAUUAUCGCAGAUUUUACUGGAUGUAUUACUCGUUUGCAAAUUGGCAGUGGUUUUCCAUUAAAAGAACCCUCGUCUUCUCGUUUAUCAUACAAAGGAGAUAUUCGCUUUGGAAGCUGUCCGUUUGAGCAACAGUUAUUAGAACCGCAACCAGAAGAUGAUGACAAUUUAGAAUCAGAUGAAGAAUCUGAGAUUCGAAUUCAUAUAGUAACUCACGGAAGAACUUCGCUGAUGAUUUUAACUCCUAUAAUCGGGAUAGUUGGUGGCUGUGCAAUAAUUUUGUUGAUUUUGACGAUAAUUUGUUGGAUACGUAGCCGACCAGAUGGCGUUUAUAAAACUAAUGAGAAUGUUGCUGCAUAUUCCAGUUCAAAUCGUUCAGAAGAGCCAUUAGUUAACAAUUUCAAUAAAGAAUAUUUCUGUUGA